Messenger RNA from Emericellopsis cladophorae, 453 nucleotides. RefSeq lists its product as uncharacterized. The transcript is spliced from 2 exons. The record is from RefSeq and is a predicted model, not a curated record. Lineage: Eukaryota; Fungi; Ascomycota; Sordariomycetes; Hypocreales; Bionectriaceae. The coding region runs from base 1 to 453 and encodes 150 amino acids.
AUGGCGGACAAGGGAACAGAAGUCGUGGAUGAGAUCGCCAAUGACCCCAAGACGAAGUCUGCCGUGGCUCGUCUCAAGGGCUGGGGCUCAUCCGCCGUGCCUCCAUCUGUCCUGGCGACUCUCGUCAUAGGCCUCCACAUGCGCCCUCGUCAGCCUCUCGCUCUUCUGCUGUUUCCCGCCCCUCUGUUCGCAGCAACGUACUUCAACCUUGCCGGCUACCCGACGGCGGCCGGUGGUCUCACGGCGGCAUGGAGCGGGCUGUACGCCCUCACCGCGAUGCGGAGGAGGCAGGGCCUGCGAGGGCGGUUCAGCGUCAGGGGCGGAGUCAGGGGUCUUGCCGUGGCAUUGGGCCUUGUCAACGCGGCGGCGGGUGGAUUGGUGUGGUUGACGGGCGAUUUUGAGAAGGACGAGAGGGAGAGGAAGGAGCGCAAUCGUUGGGGCAUUGAGGAAUGA